Messenger RNA from Zonotrichia albicollis (white-throated sparrow), 1179 nucleotides. It is a transcript of the gene HTD2, whose product is annotated as hydroxyacyl-thioester dehydratase type 2. Gene Ontology annotation, biological process: fatty acid biosynthetic process. The record is from RefSeq and is a predicted model, not a curated record. Lineage: Eukaryota; Metazoa; Chordata; Aves; Passeriformes; Passerellidae. Gene Ontology annotation, cellular component: mitochondrion. Gene Ontology annotation, molecular function: (3R)-hydroxyacyl-[acyl-carrier-protein] dehydratase activity.
UGAAGGCAACUGAUGGUUCAGCUGCAUGCAGGAGAAGUUCCUGGAAAUGUUGUGGCCCUUCAGGUGUGGAAUUUCUGGAGGGAUUUUCCAACAAAGAGCCUUGACAAAGCCAAUGUUUAUCAACUCACUGCUUGGACAUCCUGCAUUUCAGAACUUACACGUAAAAGUUGGAGACAAAGCUGAACUUAGCAAGGCUUUUACACAGAAUGAUGUAGUUACCUUUUCUUAUUUGACAGGUGACACAAAUCCUUUGCAUCUAAAUGAAGAGUUUGCAAAGAAGUCUAGGUUUGGGAGAACCGUUGUCCAUGGAGUUCUGAUCAAUGGACUUAUUUCUGCAGUUCUGGGCACCAAAAUGCCUGGUCAAGGAUGUAUAUUUCUCUCCCAGGAGAUUCGUUUUCCAGCUCCUUUGUAUGUUGGUGAAGAAGUCACAGCUGCAGCAGAAGUGCAACGACUGAAGGGUUCUGUUGCACACAUUUCUGUAUCGUGUCAGGUCAGAGAAAGUGGGAAGACUGUUAUGGAAGGGAUGGUGAAAGUCAUGGUGCCAGAGAGUUAGAGCUGUUCAUCAUGUGCAACUUCAGCAUAAAGGCCAGAACCAAUGUACACUUAGUUUUGAGUCUCUUUUUAUGUGAAAUCACAAAACCAGUAAAUUUGCAACAAAAGCCUUUCAAAAUGUCUGAAAGUGCACAAACUUAACCUUACUAGAACUGCAUUGAAAUUAGAGCUUUUCCUUUUUUCACCAUGGUGGGUUUCUCUGCCAAGGUGAACCAGGCACUUGCUGUGACAAAGUGGCACAUUCAGAGAAGCCUUUUUGCUGCCACAGUGGGAAGUUUGGACUGGUGGGGCUCACACUGAGGCUGUUCUUCCUGGUAAAAUUGCAGUCCACACCAGCAAAGUUCAGUUAAAACUUGUUCCUUCUGUACAAAGCAGCUGUACUGCCAACAAGCACUGGGGAGGGGACAGUGCUGUGUUCAAAAGAAACAGAAGUGGAGGUGCUGACACUCAUGUACUGCAAGAUGUGUUGUAAUCUGCAUAGCAGCUCCAGCUGGUGCUUCUUCUGAAACGUGCCUCCCAGAAAGAGAGUGAAGAAGGCUUUAAAAAAAUGUAUUGUCACAACUUGUACUGACUGUAUUUGUGCUCCUGAGGGCAAGGCAAACAAGGGCAGAUGAUUUGAGUACUAAC